UCUGUUCGUUUCUGUCUUUUCCAGUUUUCGGGCAUGGCUUAUUACAUUCUUCUGCACACUCCAUUCAUCAGAUAAGCAUACGUUAAGAAGCUUGUCGGAAGAACUAAGGGGUGUGUGCGUAUUGUAUAUAUAUACAUUUAUCUCCUAUGGAGGGUGCUGGCGGUGGCCAAUACGAUGGUGUGAAGAAUACUGUUAGAAAAAAAAGGAGCUUGACUUGUCGCCGUCCUCGUCCUGAUUCCCAAGUUGGGUUUCUCGAGGGCCAAGAACGUUCAUCACCAUUGGUAUCUACACCUUCUGAUGAUUUCAGCAAGAUCUCGAGUGAUGAUAUACCUGCCUUCGAUACCAACCCUAGAAGGAAAGAGUUCAGUCUUAGUCAAUGUAUGUCCAGGGCUGCAACAGUAGCGGAAUCUGGAAGAGACAACUAUGUUUCUAGAAGGGGAAGAGGGCUCAAUAAGAAUGUACGUUCCACCGAAGGUGUACUUGCGCCUGCCAACUGGAAAAAUGCAAGCCAGGCGAAAGAUGGGUUGGAAUCAGACUUUGAAGGUAACGAAGGGUUUAACAGUAGAAAUGGCGAGAUCGCUGAUUUUGGUGAGUCGGAGGGAAAGGUUAAGAAAGUGAAGCUGAAGGUCGGUGGCCUGCCUCGCACUAUUCAUGCUAAUGGCUUAUCAGAAGGUGGAUCAUCUAGAAAGAGUCAUCGACUUCUGGAUGAUUCUGGGUUUUGUUCAAUGCAGAGUUUUCAGGAAAAUUCAGAUGAUUGUAACUCCCCUCAAGAUAAGAAGGUCGGUCUUCAGGGAAUCCGUUGGAAGGAUUUCAGUCUAGAGAAAGAGAGCUCUGAGAUGGGGAGGAAAAAACAAGGGGAACCAACUGGCCCCGUUCGCAAGAGCAAGCGGGUCCCUAAGAGAAGAGUAUUUGAUGGAGAUUUUAGCGAAGAGGAUGAUGAUGAUGAGAUCCGGUAUUUGGAAAAAUUGAAGUUAAGGGCUUCUUCUGCGUUCAAAGAAGACGCUGAGGAGUCGGGAAGGAGGCAGCAAAAGCCCUCUGAAGUCUCUAAUGGGGAAGGUUCCGAGAAGGGAAAAUCUAGAUCAGAUAAAGGAUCUGACGAUAUGGAUUAUGAGGAAGAAGAGCGCGAAUCUGCUUCGGAUAACGAAAACGAGGCUGGCAAUAGGAAUGGGCAAAAGAAGCAGCAGAAGGAAUCUGCUGAAUCGUCAAUGGAGAUGAAGAGGGAAAUGACUUUGACAACUCGUCAACGAGCUCUUGCAUCUGGAUCUGGCGGGUCAAAUGUAAUUGAAUUUCCUGAUGGAUUACCUCCUGCUCCAUCAAGAAGGAACAAGGAGAAGCUUACGGAU
Tarenaya hassleriana is the source of this 1343-nucleotide messenger RNA. RefSeq lists its product as uncharacterized. NCBI's taxonomy places the organism in Eukaryota, Viridiplantae, Streptophyta, Magnoliopsida, Brassicales, Cleomaceae. The record is from RefSeq and is a predicted model, not a curated record. Gene Ontology annotation, cellular component: Ino80 complex. The transcript is spliced from 3 exons. The annotation marks the transcript as partial. Gene Ontology annotation, biological process: chromatin remodeling.